Molecule: messenger RNA, 4931 nt
Organism: Ectocarpus siliculosus
Lineage: Eukaryota; Phaeophyceae; Ectocarpales; Ectocarpaceae
Source: the annotation of a GenBank genome assembly
AUGACGUCUCCUUGCGACGAAGCGGGCCAAGGAUCGCCAGGGCCACAGGGGGAUGCAGCGAAGCAGGCGAGAGAGGCAGGGGCAGCGGCGGCGGCGGCGGCGGCCGCGGCCGCCGGGGUGACGAAUGUCAACGAGGCCGCAGCACCGAUCGUGGUGUCCCUGCUCCACGCGCUCACGUCCGCAGACAAUAGUGCGCGCAACCGCGCGGAGCAGGCGUUCAACGAGCUGAAGCAGAGCCAACCGGAGGCCCUCCUGUACGGCUUGCUGGAGGGUAUCGGCUCCAAGCACCUGCCGCCCCACGUGCGGGGUCUAGCGGCAGUCCUCCUACGCCGAGCGCUUCUUGUGGAGGAGCCUACCCUCUGGGACUGCCUACCGGCGGCGUCGGACAUGGGAAGCGGCCACGGGGCCUCCGAAGGGGGGGGUGGGGCGGAGGUCGGGAAGAUGGGACAGCGGGAGCUGCAGGCGUGCUUGCUGCAAAUAUUGUCUGACGAGGGCGAUGCUUCCGUACGAAGAAAGGUGGGUGACCUCGUGGGAGAGCUCGGACGUGCCGUGCUGGACGAAGACGGCCCCGAGGGAUGGCCGGAGUUUCUCCCCUACGUCCUGCAGUCCGCGUCAUCGUCGUCUACGUUUUCGGCCACCGCGGCUGCUUCUACUGCGACAAGCGGCAACGCGAACACUAGUACCGCGGGUGCCGCUGGCAACGGUUACCACCAGCAGCACAACGGCUCUGCGGAUGCGGGGGCUCAGAAGGAACUCCAGCAGCUGCAGCUGUGUGAUGUGGUGAAGGGAGGAGGGGUGGAGGCAGCUGGGACACCCUAUGCGUGGGCGACGGUAGUGACGGGGCUUAGGCUCAUGUCCUCGGCGGCGCAGCACACCGCGAUAGCGGCCGCGGCGGAUCCAAGCGCCUUCAAAGCCCUGGUGGAAACCCUUCAGCGGUGUCUGUGCUGGCAGGGGAGCGGAGAAGGUGGGGGGGGGUCUCCGGAUGUCCGCCUGGAGGCGGUGCGUGCCCUGGGCUCCGUGGUGGUGGCGUGCGAGAGGCCGUCGGACCAGGCGUCGUUCUCUACGUGCCUCCCGCACCUGCUGCAGGCUAUCCAAGCCACGCUUUCUAGCGGUGAACGCAACUCGGAGAGCCGUGUGUGGUACUGCUGCGAGACGCUGGAACUCGUUGUGGAGCUAGCGGAGGUCUGCCCGGCCUUCCUGAGACCGAGGGUUGCGCAGUGUGUGGCUGGGAUGGUGCAGGUGGCUGCCGACCGCUCUGUGGAGACAUCUGUGCGGCACCUGGCUCUGGAAUUUCUAGUGUCUAUCGUAGAGGCGUCGCCCGCUAUGUGCCGGAAGAUGCCAGGAAGGGGGAUGGAGGGCGCAGGAGUGAUGGGAGGCGGUGACGGUGCUGGCGGUAACGGCGACAACGCGUUCGCGACGAGCGUGAUCCCCGUGUGUUUUUCGAUGAUGGCGGAGCUGCCGGAGAACGAGUCCUGGGCUCUGGGGGAGACGGAGGAGGAGGACUCUGUCGAGGACAACGUUUGCGAGGUGGGGUCGGAGGCACUGGAGAGAGUCGCGAGGGCUCUUGGAGCAAGGGCCGCGCUUCCCGUGUGCAGGCAGUUGGUGAAGGAGGGUCUUGCUGGGUGGGCGUGGCAGCAGCAGCACGCGGCCUUGUCGGCCCUGGGCAUCCUCGCCGACGUGUUCAACCAGCCGCAAGGGGAGGAAGGGUUGGAGAUGCGAACCGAGGCGUUGUCGCAGCUUCUACCCUUUAUCGCAUGCUCGAGGCCCCGUGUCCAGCACGCCUCCCUCUGGGCGCUGGAGAGGAUGGCAGAGGACCAAAGCCCAGAGCUGCAAGAAGAACACCACGAGGUUAUCGUCCCGGCCCUGCUGGCUUGCAUCGACCCUAACAACGGAGGCUGCCCUAGAGUGCUGCAUCGAGCUUUGCUGACGCUGGCUGUGGUGGUGGAGGCGUGUCCCGAGGGCGGGGUUAUGCCGCACGCCGAGGCGCUCUUGGAGAGGUGCGUGAUGCUGAUCCGGCAGGGCCCGGUGAUGGUGCAGGAGGCGGCGGUGGCACUGGUGUCCGCGGCGGCGGAGGCUGCAGAGGACGAGGACUUCGGGCGCUUCUACGACGUCGUCAUGCCCUUCCUCCUGCAGAUCCUGAGCUCGUGCCCCGGACAAGAGCAACGCCUCCUAAGGGGGAAGACCUUGGAGUGCGUAUCAUUAGUGGGGGCCACCGCGGGCAAGGAGAGGUUCGGCGUGGACGCUCUGUCGGUGAUGCAGCUCAUGGUGCAGGCACAAGCUAGCGGUCUCGAUGAUGACGACCCAACCAGAGUCUACAUGCUCAGGGCCUGGGUGCGCAUCUGCAAGUGUCUGGGUCCGGACUUCGUCCCGUACCUUCCGCUCGUCAUGCCGCCGCUGCUGGCUGCUGCGUCUGCCAACGUCGAAGUUGAGCUUCCCUCGGGAGGAGGUGACAGCGAUGAGGCGGAUGUUGACGAGCUCGACAGCGACGUGGACUGCAUGGAAGGCCUCGAUGGAGAGGUGGUGGCCGUACGAACGUGGGCGUUGGAAGAGCAGGCGACGGCGUGCCAAAUGAUUCUGCUGCUGGCGGAGGCGUUGCAGGAGCACUUUCUGCCUUACGUGGAGGCCGUGGCGGGACAACUCGCGCGACUCGUCAACAGCAGUCCCCACGACGAUGUCCGAACGUUCUGCAUGGCGGCGAUGCCUGAGCUGGUGCGAGCUUGCGGCAAGGCGGCGGUAAUGCCAGGUUCGGACCUUCAGGGGGGGCGUGUCCGGCAGCUUCUGGAGUUCUGCUUGGGCAGGCUGGUGGAAUCUUUGGACAAGGAGGAGGACGCGGAGCUACUCAUGACGGCCGCUCAGGCGUGCAAGCGAUGCGUCUACUACGCUUGCGUGAGAUGGGAGGUCCACACGGAAGGCAUGGACGAUCCCGCGGACCCGCGGCCUUCGACUUGCCGACGGGUGCUGAACGAGGAUCAGUCGAGGGUGCUCGCAAGGGCAGCGCUAGGAUGCCUCGGGCAGAGUUUGCGAAGAAGGGCGCUCAGGCGGGCGGAGGCGACGGCUAGUGAGGACUGGGAUGAGGAGGAGGAGGAGAGGGCGCAGGCUGCCGGCGAGGAAGAAGUGGAACUUCACGUGAACCUUGCGGAGCUCCUGGGCUUCCUUUUCAAGACCCACGGAGAGGCAUUUUUCCCCGCCUUUGAGGAGUUGCUUUUGCCGAGCGUGCUGGAGAUGGCGAGGCCGGACAGCCUGCCAGAAGACAGAAAGGUUGCGGUUCACGUACUCGACCACGCGUUGGAGUUCGCAAAUCCCGCCACCUGCGUGAUUCUUCCUUCGGUGGUCCCGCUGCUGCUGGAGGCGUGCACAGACCAGGCUCCUUCCGUUAGUCUGCCCGCCUUUUUUGGAGUGGGUGUAUCAGCGGCAACGUACGGCCCGGGUUUUGCGCCGUUCAGCGGGCAGGCGCUCAAGGUGCUUGUCGAGGUCAUCCUUCGCCCAGACGCGCGACACGAUGACCGAGAGAUGGCCACGGAUAACGCGGUCAGUGCCCUUGGAAACCUCUUGGAGGCGCAGCGAGAUACCCUGUCCAACCCAGAGACCGGGGUCGGGGGAGAAGAAGCGGUGGGGCGCGCGUGGGGUGUGUGGCUUGGGUACAUGCCGCUUCGAGCUGAUGACGAGGAGGCGGAGAAGGUGGCUGAGCAGCUCUGCCGACUGCUGACGGCGUCUUCGUCUCUUGCCGAUGCCCGCGCCAUCCUCGGGAGCCGUUUGGAGCGGCUGCCCUUGGCGCUAGCUGCGCUUGCUGAGAUGGCCGGCAGCGAACUAAUCGGUCCCGAAGUUCGACAACAAGUCGGCCAGGCGAUUCUGAUGCUUCAGGCGGGAGGGGGGCACAGCGGUGGCGUCCUGGACGGGGGGGGGGGCGAUCGAGUGCCGGUGGAGUCGUUCGCAGCGGCUGCGGCCGGACUAGGGGCGGAGCGAAAGAGCUGGCUUGAUGCUGCUGCCGCCGAAUUCACGGCCCUCUGCCAUCGCGUUUGACUGUUAGCGAUCAUGUUAAAUCUUUUAUCCGCUGAAUGGAUGUUUUGAAUUGAACCGAUCGAUGAUGUUCUGGUUGGUUUAAGACUUGGUGUCGUCGAUAUCGUGCUGAUCGAUUUGUUAAGGGUUGGUCGCGUUGCUGGCGAUUUUCAUCUUUUGUGUGUUUUGUUUUAUGUUUUUCAGCCGUUUGUGUGGUAUGCGUUUCCCGUCUGCCCAAUCAGUUUUCUCGGUACAUUUGACAGCCUCCGCCGAGUGUUGGCGCUUUUCUCUCUUCGUCUCUGACAUGGCCUUCUUUGAAGCACCAACAAAUAUCACGAUGCUCGUGUAUUUUCUGCUCGAGUACACAAGCGUUUCUGGCGACCUCAGACGCCAUUGUUCAAUUUCGAAACACAGGAGCCAGGCGAUUGUUGGGUGUAGGGAAGAAAUGCUCUCGAUGUCAAGUGAGGGACGGGGGUGGGCGUAGAGAAGAAAUUACUGCCUGGCUGGAGUCCAUUUACUGUUCGUGUCACUCUUCCAAUGUUUUGAAUGUUUGGCCACUAAGGUGUCGAAUUGGAUGUGUCCAUUUAGACGAGUCAACAAAUCGCGGGACAUGAGUGAAUUUCCCCGUGGACAUGUGUGAUACAUGGCUGUGCGGUGUGUGUGAUUCAUAGACGGUCCUGCUGCAGGUAGAACAAAUCACAAGUCACCGGCGACACCAUGAUGUGUUUUCUUUUGAAGUCGCGUGUCGUAGCCUACUUUGUCUUUGCUGCAUGUGUCCGAGAGAACGAAAAUCUGACGAGCGGCGACACACUCGACCCUAUUCUGUGUGUUAUGCUGCUGUCCUAUCUUACGCGUUGGUUGUAUCGUUGUAUCGUCGGUGCGUUAGUUGACGUGUGUACUCCGUUUGAGUUUUGCCACCCUCACACGUGGGAGCA